AUGGGAAGCGGAAGCUCAGCUGCCAUCCGCCAUGGGCUUGCAUCUUCAUCUGCGGAGGGUCUCAGGGAGUUUGUCCUUGGACUUCCGUCGGAAGAGCAGUCCAAGCUGCAAGAAGCCGUGGAGAAAGCACAGGGCCAGAGCAUCGCUCUCGGAACUGCCGACUUGUCUAGCUUCUUUGGGAAGACCUACGUUGAUGGUGGCUUGUACGAUGGGUUGUCCUACAAGGAGGAUAUGAUCGAAGGAAGCCAACCAACAUAUAGGUACGAUGCUCCCGACGGGCCGGUGCAUGUUUGGCGCCAUGCCCUCGAUCUGUGUGGUUCCCCUGAGGAAGAGGAUGUCAUCGUGUUGUAUCACUACACGAACCUACUGGGCUUCAUGAACGUCCUCGGUUUCACUCAGUCAGCAGUGGACUCGCGUGCACAUUUUGGAAAGGGGCUCUAUGCCACACAGCAUGAGCCAUCAGUGUGGCAGCACAGACUUCGCAUACUCUUGAACAACUACAGCAACGGCGAUCCUUGGAGGGUGGACCUUGAGGACGAUGAGUGCAAGCUCAGGAACCAGGAAUGGGGCGAUGGUAGCGCCCUCGGACAUAGGGCCGCAUUCUGCGUGCCCUUGCGAGUGCCAAGGGAGUUGGCGUACAACAUCUUCCAAAGGUUGACACCCGACAUGAAGCAGAGGCGUGUUCAGGGCGAGGAUGGACGGGAGCGGGCGGUUAAGUUGGGAGAGGACUACAAAGGACGUGAAGUGCACUCAAGUCGAGAUGUGUGGGUUGUGCGACUGAUGGAUGAGAAUGGUCAAGUCAAGCAUGCAACCGCUGCAAACCGGGGCCUGAUUGAUCUCCUCACCAUUCGCCUGUCGAAGCUUCGAACCACGCGAAAGCUGUCGGAUACUCAAGCCUUUGAUUGUGCUAUGGAGCUCGGGUUUCGAUUGUUGAGUCGGGGCAGGUUCAAUGAAGCAGAAGGGCUUUUGAAAGACUGCUACAACGAAUGCAAGAAGGAGCUUGGAGAUGUUCACCCUACCACUGUGCAAAGUGUUCUUGCGCUCGCUCACACAUGUCGCGAACAUGGACAGCUCCUAACAGCGGAACAUCUACUUCGAGAUUCUGUUGCUGCGGUGAAGAGCCAACUAAGUCCAGAAGAAGCCAGCAAAUCAAUGCCGGCACUUGCUAACGAGCUGGUCCAGUGCUUCGUAGAUCUGGACCGCUUCGAAGACGCGGAACAGUUUUUGCAGGAUGUAGAGCCCUUCUUAUCUCCGGAGUAUUGCUGCCAGGGCCGUGCCCAGCUGAAAAUGGGCCGCCUCGCCAACUCCGGGAAACCCGAGCAGCUCAGGGAGAAGUACCGAGGAGAGCUGCUGGAGAGCCGGCGGAAGCUCGGAGCCAUGCUUAUUUUGAGGCCGAUGCUUCGAGAUCAACUGGAUUCUGCCGAGCAGAAGCUCGGUAUGCAUCCUAUUCUGCUGGAGACGAUGGCGAUCAUCUCUCGACUCAAUGCUCUUCAAGACAAGGGCGAGGAAUCCAUCGAACUCGGAAAGCGCAGCUAUGAAGGUAGCUUGGAGAUGCUGGGAGCUAGUCAUCCGCAGACGAUGGAUCGACUGCGCCAGUUGGCAGAGAUUUUCGAGAUGGUGGGCCGUACUCGCGAGGCUGAGCAGCUUUACCACAGCUACAUUCAUCUCUGCGAGGAGGCCUUCGGAGAGAUGCACCCGAAAAGUCUGCAAACAAAGGCUUUGUUAGCGCUUCUUCUCUUCAAGCACGGCCGGCAGAGCGAGGAGGCGAUGAAGCUUGGGCUGGAAGCAGUGACUGGUUCCUUGAGCGCUUCGGACGGAUGUCCAGACCGGCCAGAUGAGGAAAUUUCGGAAGCGGUCGAUCUCAUCGACGUCAUGGCACCGCACUUGCUGCAUCAGGGCCGUUUCCAUGAAGCUUUGCCGCUGCUACAGUCGAGUCUGAAGACCAAAGAAGCUAAGCUGGGAUCUUCCCAUAGUAUCACCGAGCAGACCAGGAGUGCUUUUGCAAACUGCCUCGCCUACCUCGGGCGAUGGAACGAAGUUGAGGCCCUUUGCCGUGAGAGGCUGGAGGCUUUGCAGCAAGUGAGCCCGCCGAAUUGGGAGAAGAUCAGCACCAUGAAGCGGGGCUUAGCAGGAUCCCUUCUUCAGCAGCUCCGGUUUGCAGAGGCCGACCAGCUCCUGCAGGAGGCCUUGGAAACCAACCGCAGGGAGCUCGGAAAUUUCUUCAUCCUGAGAGCACUUCUUGAAGAAGUGCAGCAGGCCGAGGCCUCUGCAUGGCAGGAUCUGAAAGAGAAGAGGCAGCGACUCGGAGACACCCUAAACCCCGAGCUCCGCCAGUCCAUUACGACCUUGCAGAAGCUGCUGCAAUGCCAAGGGCGGCUCAAGGAGGUGGAAGCUCUGAUGUGGGAGCUUCUGAAGACAAACAGAGCAGACCUGGAGAAGGGAAAGCAUGCUGAGACGCGAGACGGCCUUGAUUGGCUCGAAAGCACCUUGCUGGCCAUUUUGCUGGCAGAAGCCAGGGUGUCCGAAGCAGAGCAUCUCCUCAAAGAGGACUUGGAGCUCAAGCGGCGCACCCUGGGCAACGAGAACAUGUCAACUCUCAAUACCCUAGGACAGCUGGCAAGCUUGCUUGAGCAACAGGGGCGCCAUGCGGAAGCUGAGCCUUUGCUUCAAGAAGCUAUCAAAGGCAAACGG
Messenger RNA from Symbiodinium sp. CCMP2456, 2691 nucleotides. NCBI's taxonomy places the organism in Eukaryota, Dinophyceae, Suessiales, Symbiodiniaceae. The record is from the annotation of a GenBank genome assembly.